CUUUCAGUCGCUAGAGAGCGCUUUUCGUGGUUACUACGCGCCUUUGCGCAACUCCGCGAGCCGCAGAUCACACACGUAUCGUCGGUGUUCGGCAUCACGUAACUGCGCAAUCGUGCCCGCACGUCCUUCUAGCCCCGGUGGGCCAUGCGCGUGCCUUGACAGUCGCGUGUUUGGCGGGAAACGGCGCGAAGCGUGUAUUUUCGUGGUUAUUUACGCGGUGUCAAAGGCGACUCGGUGAUUUCCCCCACCGCGGAUCAGCAUAUUGCUGCGGGCCGUGUGCAAUAGCGUUUUUCUAUGGAAUUUUCUCGCACCGAGACAACGGACUGCGUUAUCACGGCUAGAAUGUGCGCGUCAGUGCAUUGUCGUGCGCGAGUGUGAGACAGUAAGCGAGAGAAAGAGGGGAAGAGGAAAGUGAGAGAAAUCAGCUCGCGUCACAGACGAUCGGGACGGUGGACCACGAAAUUUGCGCGGGACACGUAACACGCUCUCUCGCCGUCGCUCGGAUCUCACGCGCAAGUGCGGCCGCGCGACGUUGCCGGAUCGUCAUUCCUUCAGGCUACGCCGAGGGAAUCGUCGUGUCGCGAGGAGAGUUAAGCUGAGAGGAGUAUCAAUAAGUGUGACUGCGUGCGUGUAUUUUUUCGCGUCUUCGCGGGAGGAGUCGUCUCCGCGGUGGCCUUGACGGAUAACGCGUUGCGGUGCAGCGGAAUCGCGCGCGCGAGGGGGAGUUUGUUUUCGCCGCCGCUAUCUCUGUCUGGCACAUAGUAACCGUGCCCGCUGUGUUGCCAAGCGCGGCUGCUGUUCGUUGUGCAUGCGUCGCUCUAUGAUCCCCGCUUUCCACGGCGAAAACGGACCCCAGUAUUAUCGUCAUCGUCGUUAUCCACCUUGACGAACGUCAUCCUUGACGUGCGUCGCGCGACGUCGACGAGUCUGCGAGUUCGAGGACGAAGCAGAGCCUUGCUCAACGCUAAGCAGCAACGCGGCCAUUAUUCGAAAUUCGGUGGGUCGCGCCACGGAUUACAGUGUUGCCACAUUCUGUCCGCGGUACGUAGCCGCGAUUAUUUCAACGUCUCGCGACGACGACGGCAGCGGGGACGCGAUUCCUGGAAAGAGUCAUCGCCAUCCCCGCGUCACGGCCAAUACUAAAAGAGACGAUCUUUUAUCACGUACAACGUAUUGCGACGUCUCGAUAGUACGGUGAAAGAGAGACAGAGUGUCAGACGUGAGAAGGUGGAAGCAAGGGACAGAGAAAAUAAGGAUAAGAAGAGACAGUGUGUGCGUGCGUGCGUGUGUGUGUUUUUAUCUCUUCCACCGGACCUUUCUAUUAUUUGUUUCCGCAAUCUGGCGUGAGAAAAACAGCGGGUGUGCGUUUGCCGUUGUGGAGUGCGGCGCCGACGGAGCGCGACAAAAUAUGAGCGCACGAGUGCUGAACCCGGUGAUGAUGACGGAAAUAAGCAGGAACCUAGGCGGCAGCGGCGGUGGCGGUGGCGGACGAGCGGUGCCGAGCAGGGCCGCGCUUGCCCGCGUGCGGCGCGAUCUUUUCGGACCGGUGGACCACGCGGCGGCUCGUGCGCUCGCCGAGCGCGAAUUGCGUGCUCAAUCGGUGCUCGACGCCGAGCGAUGGGGCUUCGACUUUCGCCUAGAGGUGCCGAAGGCGAAUUCGCGCUACGAAUGGGAGCUGAUGACGGAGCACGAUAUCGUCCCGGAACCCUACGCCCUGCGUGGCAUGCCCUAUCUGAGAAAACACGCGCCUGGUACGCCGCGGAAAUUGCGCGCCGAUGAUGAGUCGACUGCCGCCACGACGACGAUAGCGACGUCGCUGACGACGUCGAUGAUUUCCACGACGACGACAACGACAAUGACCACGAGAAUCAACGAGCAAAUGGAGACCAGUGACGCCGCGCCGACGGCCGAAAGAACGCCGCCGCAGGAGCCCAGAGUGCCCGAAAUCGGUGACACCACGACGCCCAAUCGGCUCCUGGAUGCGAACGUCAAGAGAAAGAGAUGCGUCAUAGAGUCGACUACCCCUGUACUACCCCAUGCCGCGAGAAAACAACCCGUGAUCACCGACUAUAUGAAGAGUCGUAAGCGCGGUCUGAACGGCACCACAAAGAGCAUGAUAGAGCCGCCGGAGAAGAUCACCCGCAACGCGGGUCAGAUACGCAGCUAAGAACCUUCGGUUUCCUCGUUCAAGCCUCGCCGUCUUCUUCCACCUCAUGGAACCUUUCCGUACGUGAGACAAUACCGGAAGCGGGAAUCUGCAUCACCAGGAGGGAACAGCGGAGAAAGGAGGGUAGGAGGGACCCUGGCAAGAGGCGCGCGAGGUCCGCGUUGGCUGUGCCAUUCACGUAGUUUUAUCUGCCACGAGCGCAGGCGAAACAGAUCGAGACAAGUUAAUAAAAAAAAAGAAAAAAAGAAAAAAAAAAGAGAGAAAGAAAGUAGGGUUAUUCUUCAUCACGUAAAUCUUCGUGUAAUACCGCUUUGUAAUGUCGCGAGGAUUACGAGAGCAAUAGCAACAAUAAGGAAAAGCGUGAGAUAAGACAUAAAUAGAGAGAUAAAAGGAAAUUGAGUGACACUCGAUAGUGAAAGAAGAGAGAAAGAAAGAAUAACUCUCGUCGCUAUUUUUUUUAUUACAUAAAACAUCUCACAUCUUUCUUUUGUAUUAAGAUAGGCUAAGCAAUGCUAAGAAAAAUAAAAUUAGAUUGUAGAUAAUGAUUUGUGUCCAAAUUAAUUAAUGUAAUAUAUUCUUCGUUUAUUUUCGAGAAAAAAAAACAUUCAUAGAAAAAAAGGCCGAUUCAGACAUAUCCGUGCCGUGCCCGCGCCGUCAGUGACGCUUGUUCACACAUGUCCGUAUGCUAGCCGCAUCGUAGCCGUGAUAUUAGCUAUUUUGUUUUGUCUCCGUAAUGAAUUCGUCAGUAGGCCUUGAGCCAGAGAGAAGAGAUGAAUUGCAAAUUUGAAGAACUUGCAGUAAUUGCAUUGCUUUUAGAUGAAGAUGCACAAACUUGUGGAAAGCGAAAGUGGGUGCACGAUAUCUGUCGUACGCGGAAAAAAAAGGUGAACUUGCCACUUUAUAUAGAGAGUUGAUAUAUUUCCAACCGUACAGUCAUUUAUCUCGGAAACAUGUUCAGAGUCUGAGCGUUCUGCGCAACACAUAAACAUCCUCGAUUGUGUGCGUGGAAAGCCGAGAAUUGGUAACGCUGGUUCAGACAUGACAGCGAAGUAUCGUACCGUGCUGUCCGUAUCCGUGAAAAUAUCGUCGCCGAUCACGGCGAGCGGAUUGCUGGAUUCACACUGCAUCCGGCGUGCGUCGUACGACGCUCUACCGCAACUAAUCAGAAAGCAGGAUUUUUGCUUCGUUUCAUCGGACCGCAUUGUCAUCGUCCGACGUCGGACGAAAUGUUGGUCAUGACUCAACAUUUGUCGUGACGAUAACGCAUCGCAUAAAGGGCAAUCUGGACAAAAUUGGGAAAAGAUGGUAUAUCUUAUUCAUCUUGAUGUAUUAUAAAGUUCAUUUGUCACUGAUAUAUAAAUUAUAAAUCAUAUAAAUUGAUGUAAAUCGUGUAAAAUCAGGAAGUUUUCUUUACGAUUGGAUUUGAUUCUACUGAAUUCAACGUAUGCAGUGUGAACAGCAUUUCGCACGGUUUCGUACCGUCGGAUGCAGUGUGAAUCCAGCAUAUGGACACAGAUACGAUCACGGAUGGAUGUAAACAUUUCCAUUCAAAUUGUAUUGUCUAAUGUUUUUGUUCGUGCAUGGAACGCUCACGGUACGGAUACGGCACGGAUAUGUCUGAAAGUCUUAAGGUCCAUUUAUACAUAUCCGUACACUGAAAAAAGGAUUUAGUAGUAGAUACUAGGAUUUAAUAACAAUUACUAAAUGAUUUGGGUAAAUAGUGCUAAGUAAAUAUUUGGUAACAAUUACAAAAAGAAUUAAUUGAGUGAAUAAAAUAUUUAUUUCAGAGAAUCUAAAUUUAAUUCACUCAAUUACAAAUUUGGUUUCUCCAACAAAACUUUGAUAACUGUGAUCAAAUUUCGAUAGUAAAAAAAUAAAAUAUUUGGUAAUUAUCCCCAAAUCGUGGUAAUAAUUGUAACCCUGAGUGGAUCAAUAAACACAACGAUAAGGACGGACCGGUACUGAUACGGUCACGGAUGGAUGUAAACAUCUCCAUUCAAAUUGUAUUGUUUAAUGUUUUUAUCCGUGCACGGAACGCUCACGAUACGGAUACGGCACGGAUAUGUCUGAAUCGGCCCUUAAACGAUGUCGUUACACAAAAUACUGUAUGGGAAAGAGAGAGAGGAUUUACGAAAUACACGCAAGUUCUAGGCUAUUCAUAGGGAUUAGUUGAAUAGAUUCUAAGAGAGAGAGAGAGAUAUACGUCAGAGUACAUCGCUCCUAUUGGUUGAAUUUAAUCGAACGGGACGCUUGAGCUGGUCCAUGGAAUUUUGGAACUUGCGGCUGCUGCUUUCCCCGAAUACUCAGCGAUGAAUUUUCCUUGCUAAGUAAUCGUGGAAAUUUUAACACUUCAUUAAAAGCAGAUAUUGCGCCAGUUUCGACGUCGCAUCCUUGAAACGCGCUCGAUAUUAAAGCCAAUUAAAACAUUUCAUAAAUUUAUGUCCUGGAUAAAUUGGAUGUGAUUUCGCAAAAAUAUGAGGAGGAAAAGUGCAACAGAGCGGUUGUGAUUCCGUGGCCAGAAUGCGACCAGCUUUAAGGAAGAAGAGAAACGUAUAAUUUAGCUAUAGUUCGUUACCCAAGUUUAAGCAUUGAUCUCCUGUACGAUUUUAAGGAAGUACAGCCGAUGCCAAAUCACUCCGCGAUUAUUUCUUCUCUACCUAUUUAAAAAAAAAAAGAAAAAAAAAGAUCCUUCAUCUCCUUUCUCCCUUCCCCUUUUAUCCAUAUCGCGUUUGUUUCCGGCAGAUAAUAUGAGAGACACAUGAUCGGUUAUAAAAUCACAGCUUUUAUGGGAAAGACAUACUUUAGUUUAUUCUUUUAUAUUCUCAAUUUUUUUACGUUACGAAUUAAAAUAAUUAUAUGAGAAUACAGUAAUCUUCGCACGAAGAACUUGCAUUGUGGCUCUACGCUCCUUCUGAUUUUUAUUUGAUUUUGUUAAUCAUCUGAGCAUUUCACAUUAUUUUAAAAUAGUUUUUUGUUUUUUUUUUUGUUUAGAGAGAUGUUUAACGCGUCUUUCAGUUAGAAAUUGAAUUGCUUGGUUUCGCCGCGAGGUUCUCUUUGAAACUUAUUUGGAUAACGCUUUUCAGUCAUGCUAUAAUUUUUCGCGUAUGAAUCAGUUUAGACAGAUAUAACGAUUUACACAAAAAUUGACAUGCAUUUAAUAUUAUCGAACAUUACGUUUAAUUAAAUAUAAAGCUAGUUGAACGAUUUUUAGAGAUUUAACUUUUCAAAAUUUUUUAAAAUGAUAACUUCUGAUUUUUCUGUUAACUUCUAAUAUAUCUGACAACAAUAUUGAAUUAAUCAGAAUAGCAUUAAUCUUUUGUUAAUUCCAUUACAAUAUGAUAAUGUUGAGUCGUUUGAAAAGUUUGUAGCGAUUUUCACAAUAAAUGGCAGACAAGUACGUUACUGUACGUUAAACUAUUAAAACCGAAUGACAUUGUGUGUCCAAAGGUUGUCGAAAACAGCAGUGCAUAUAUUACUGAAUAAAGAUGGAUCCAAAUACAUAAAAAUUGUUUUUGAUUUUUUUGUCAUAUAUUACAAAUUGUGCAUACUACUUCAAGAAAAUAUUUGUUUUUUAUAAUGGUAUAAAAAUUAAAAAAGAACCGAUAUCACUAAAAUCACUUUAACCGCUUAAGGGGGGAGUCUCGUGUAACCGGUUCAAAAAAUUAAUAAAAUUUUUUUUGCUUUAAUCGAUAGUAGUCCAUGUAGAAAAUAUAUUCCCAAAGUUACAGAACAAUAGCUUGCAAACCCUUUCUUUACUAAUAACAAAUAAUUAUGAAGAACAAUCUUUUUUGACAAAUUUCAUCGAAACUGAGUAAAUUAAGCGUUUCAUAAGGAUUUUAUCGUAAUUUGAAGGGAGUGUUUACUUCGUUCAUCAACGAAUUUAUAAAGUGUAAUAUUAGCAUACUAAUUAGAUAUUCAUAAUUGAUUCUUAUAAUGGUAGCUGUUUAUCAUACAUAACUUUCUGUUCAUUAAUAUCCCAUUGAAGCGGUCCUCGUAAAACACCCUUCCACGUAUUGCUCCUCCUGAUAUUUUUCCGCUCGCCAUAUUUCCCUUUUGAGAUUAUAACCCAAAAAUACGACUGGUGGUUACAAGCUAUUUUUUCAAAGUCCGCACAUCGAGUAUGAGGGAGAAAAGCGUCGAAAAAUGCAAGCCAUAAAUCAAAUUUAAAGAUACGCAUUGAUCGCAAUGUUUAUUUCCCUCCGCACAAAACAAAAUAUUCAAAAUUUUAUGAAAUUUAUAUAAUAGUCGAAUCAGUUAAAUUAUUGAUAAUGUUUGUGACAAUUCUGGCACCUCGUUAUUUCGACGUUAAUGCAGCAGUCAUUAAAAUAAAACAAGUGGAUUUAAUUUGGCAAUGAUAUUUUGUUUACCGAUAUUUUUUACUGAAUAAAAGUUUUGUUAAAUAAUUAUUUUUUAUCUAAUUGCACAUUAAAAUUAAAUAAACCUGAAAAAUCACGGAAAUUAAAUAAAACGAUCUUUAAAGGUAUGUCUUCACCAAAGUUCGCGAACAGUUUACGAACAGAUCGCAAACUGUUCUCUUUUUUAUGUGGACGUCUGUUCGCGAGCAGCUCGCAAGCUGUUCGUUGACAGUUCAUCAGAUAAUUUUUUUUUAUCACUCCUGAAAAAAAGAAGUUUCUUGUUUAUCACAAGACCUAUAUUGACUCUGGAUUUCCUAAUUCCUCGAAUUAUUAUUUUUUAUUUGGUUUGUUGCUGUUUGCGAGCAGUUCGCAAAAAUCAACGAACCAAACACAUCGGUGUGGACGUAUUUGUGGCGAUUAGUGAAUUAGCAAUAAUAAUAUUAGGAAUGAACCACGGCGAACAUUCGACGAACUGGUUCUCCAAAAACGUGAACAUUGGUGUGGACAGCACGUUCAAUUUUUUCAGGUGCUCGCGAACUGUUCGCAAACUGUUUCCCGGUGAAGACGCACUUUUAUAUUUCACGACAUCAUUGCCAAAUUAAACAAAAAAAAAAAAAAAAAAAAA
Molecule: messenger RNA, 7147 nt
Organism: Linepithema humile (Argentine ant)
Lineage: Eukaryota; Metazoa; Arthropoda; Insecta; Hymenoptera; Formicidae
Gene: dap
Biological process (GO): regulation of cell cycle
Cellular component (GO): nucleus
Molecular function (GO): cyclin-dependent protein serine/threonine kinase inhibitor activity
Source: RefSeq, a predicted model, not a curated record